GGUGUUGUUGCAUGGUGGGGGUACGGAGCAGGCGCCAACAUGGGGGACAGCUUUCUGCAUCUGGGAGACAUAGUUUCCCUGUACGCAGAGGGCUCUGUAUCAGGAUUCCUGAGUACCUUAGGGUUGGUAGAUGACAGAUGUGUUGUCUGCCCAGAGGCAGGCGACCUGACUGAUCCGCCCAAAAAGUUCCGGGAUUGCCUGUUCAAGAUAUGCCCCAUGAAUCGGUAUUCUGCUCAGAAGCAGUUCUGGAACACCGCCAAGCAGUCCGCAAACUCCAACACGGACACCGGACUGCUGAAGAGGUUGCACCAUGCAGCGGAAAUCGAAAAGAAACAGAAUGACUUAGAAAACAAGAAGCUAUUGGGCACAGUCGUCCAAUAUGGCAGCGUUAUACAACUGUUGCAUGUCAAGUCCAAUAAAUACCUUACUGUAAAUAAAAGAUUACCCGCUUUAUUGGAGAAGAACGCGAUGCGUGUGCAUCUAGAUGCCAAUGGUAAUGAGGGUUCGUGGUUUUACGUAAUGCCUUUUUAUAAACUCCGGUCGACUGGGGACAAUGUGGUAGUGGGCGACAAGGUGAUAAUGAACCCCGUGAAUGCAGGUCAACAAGUCUUACACGUAUCACCGAAUCACGAACUGCCUGACAAUGUUGGUUGUAUGGAGGUGAAUGUAGUCAACUCGUCGACGUCAUGGAAGGUCACAUUAUUCCUGGAGCACAAAGAGAACCAGGAGGAAAUCCUGAAGGGUGGUGAUGUGGUGAGAUUGUUCCACGCGGAACAAGAGAAGUUCCUCACCAUGGACGAAUACAGGAAGCGGCAUCAUGUCUUCUUGAGGACUACCGGCCGAUCUAGUGCCACAGCUGCCACCAGCAGCAAGGCGCUGUGGGAGAUCGAGGUGGUUCAACACGACCCGUGUCGCGGCGGCGCCGGCCACUGGAACUCAAUAUUUCGGUUCAAGCAUCUCGCCACCGGACACUACCUGGCUGCCGAAGCGUGCAAUCGCCCACCCGACGCUCCGGUAGAAUUGGGCGAGCCGGCUUACCAACUGGUGUCGGUGCCGCAUUCGUCCGAAAUAGCCACCCUGUUCGAGCUGGACCCCACCACUAUGACGCACUCCGACACACCUGUACCACAGAGCAGCUAUGUCAGAUUACAGCACCUCUGCACGCAUACUUGGGUCCAUUCGACAUCGAUACCUAUAGACAAAGAAGAAGAAAAGCCUGUCAUGUCUAAGGUGGGUUGCUCAAUAAUAAAAGAAGAUAAGGAAGCAUUCGCCCUGAUAUCGGUGUCGCCCAGUGAGGUCCGAGAUCUGGACUUCGCCAACGACGCGUGCAAGGUACUUUCGGCCUUGUCGACCAAACUGCAUCACGGAAACAUCGAACACAACGAGAGGAAGGCGCUAACGUGCCUCCUCCAAGACAUAGUGUACUUCAUAGCGGGCUUCGAGAACGAGCCCAACAAGUCUGAAGCCCUUGAAUUGGUGGUGGAGAACCCUAACCGUGACCGCCAAAAACUUCUGCGCGAGCAAUAUAUACUGCGGCAGCUGUUUAAGAUAUUACAAGGCCCAUUCCAAGAGACUUCGGAAGGCGAAACGUUCUUGAAGAUCGAAGAAUUGUAUGACCCUCGCUACGCCCCCUAUAAGUACAUCUUUCGCCUCUGCUAUAGAAUACUGAGGCUCAGCCAACAAGACUACAGGAAGAACCAAGAAUACAUAGCAAAGCACUUCGGAUUCAUGCAGAAGCAGAUAGGUUACGACAUCCUAGCGGAGGACACGAUUACGGCGCUGCUCCACAACAAUAGGAAACUACUCGAGAAACACAUCACUGCUUCGGAGAUAGAAACCUUCGUAGGCUUAGUACGCAAGAAUAUGAAGACUUGGCAGUCCCGUUUUUUGGACUACCUGAGCGAUCUGUGCAUCUCCAACAAGAAAGCCAUCGCCGUGACCCAAGAACUUAUCUGCAAGAGCGUGCUAUGCGCUAACAACUCUGACAUACUUAUUGAGACCAGAUUGGUUUCUACAAAAUAUGAGAAGACAAACACACUGGAACCAGACGACAAAGACAAAUACAGCAUCGAAGACGAUGUCAUACUUAUAUGGAACAAUAAAAAGAACUCCCGGCUCCUAUCAGAAUUAGCGGCGGAAGCGCGACUGGACCCUACGUGCGAGUCCGCCGCCAUUUUGGACUAUUAUCGCCAUCAGCUCGAUCUGUUCUCCAACAUGUGCCUCAAUCGACAGUACCUCGCGCUCAACAGCCUCAGCCCGCAGCUGCACAUUCAUCUCAUUCUCAAGUGUAUGUCUAACGCUGAGCUGUCGUACGAGUUGCGCGCGUCGUUCUGUCGACUGAUGCUGCAUCUACACGCCGACCGCGACCCGCAGGAGCCCGUCACGCCCGUCAAAUACGCGCGCCUCUGGACCGAGGUCUGCGACCGGAUACAUAUCCACGAUUACCAAUGCGUGAAAGGCGGUCCGGACGCGAACCGUGAAAAAGUGAAAGAGCAAUUCGCAUCCACCAUCCGCUUCGUGGAGAACUACCUUUGCAACGUGGUCACUCGCACCUGGUACUUCAGCGACCACGACCAGAACAAGCUCACCUUUGAAGUGGUCAAACUGGCCAGGGAGCUAAUAUACUUCGGCUUCUAUAGCUUUAGCGAUCUCCUCCGUCUAACCAAGACAUUGCUGAGCAUCCUCGAUUGCGUGACGGCAAUGGACUUGCUGAACGAAACCAACGCCCUGUCUGGUGAAGUUGAAUCCGAGGGGGGCGUGCUGCGAAGCAUCGGUGAUAUGGGCGCAGUCAUGACCUCCAUAACCCUUGGAUCAGUAGCCAGAAACGCCGGGGGAGGGGGCGUCGGCGUAUCAGUGGGGGGCGGAGGCCCGGGGCUCCAGCGCAGUGCUUCGGCGCUAGUGCUGGCCCGCGAGCACCCGCUCGUCAUGGACACCAAGCUGAAGAUCAUCGAGAUUCUGCAGUUUAUUCUGGAUGUGAGACUGGACUACCGCAUCAGUUGCUUGCUGUCGAUCUUCAAGAAGGAGUUCGAGCAAGCGGGCGAGCGGAGCGCCGACUCGCUCGCGCGGGCCGAUGUGGAGGCGAUAGGGCUGCAAGCUGAAGGCAUCUUCAGUUGCCGGGAUGGAUUGGACUUAGACGAAUGCGGAGGCCGUAUGGUACUCCGGGUGCUACUGCAGCUGUGCUCGCAGGGGGCGUCAGCCGCGCUGGUCUCCGGAGCCCUAGCACUGCUGUUCCGACACUUCAGCCAACGGCAGGAGGUGUUGGCCGCAUUCAAACAGGUUCAACUACUAGUCUCAGACGCGGACGUAGAGUCCUAUAAACAGAUCAAGGCCGACUUAGACCUGCUCAGACAAAGCGUUGAGAAGUCCGAACUGUGGGUGUUCAACAAAGGCCGCGCCGGCCUUCUAGAUGAACAUUCAGGUAUAACCGGCACAGUCGGACCCGGCGGCGCUGUGUUGGAACGCAACGCGUCUUUGGAUAACGUUCUAGAUACUUCUAGAACGAGCAAACACGACCACAACGAAUACAAGAAAAUAAAAGAGAUAUUGCAACGAAUGAUAAAGUACUGCACGCACGGCAACAGCGGCGGCGGUGUCACCGGUAGACCUAGGCGGCACGAACAACGCCUUCUCAGGAAUAUUGGCGUGCACAAUAUCGUGCUGGAUUUGCUACAGGUACCGCACGAUGAAGACGACGCGGCAAUGGACGAAUUGCUCUCACUCGCGCACGAAUUCCUGCAACACUUCUGUCACGGCAAUCAACAGAACCAGGCGAUACUGCACAAACACCUGGAUCUGUUCCUAAACGCUGGAAUAAGAGAAGCGCAGACCGUGUGCGCCAUAUUCAAAGACAAUGCUUCUCUAUGCGCCCACGAGGGCAACGAGAAAGUGGUGGCUCAUUUCGUUCACUGCAUAGAGUCUAGGGGGCGCAGGCCGGCGUACUUACACUUCCUUCAGACUAUAGUGCAUGCUGAUACGCAGUAUAUAAGGCGGAGUCAAGAUCUAGUCAUGCAAGAGAUGGUGAAUGCCGGCGAAGACGUGCUAGUAUUUUAUAAUGACAAAGGAUCAUUCAACACUUUCAUACAAAUGAUGAAGCAAUUCAAACAAACCAAUGAGAUGCCAGAAGCUUUAAGGUACCACAUUCAGCUGGUGAAGUUGCUCACUUGCUGUACGAUGGGUAAGAACGUGUAUACGGAAAUCAAAUGCCAUAGCCUCUUACCGUUGGACGAUAUUGUCGCCACGAUCACCCAUCCCCAUUGCAUCCCUGAGGUGAAGGAAGCAUACGUGGGAUUCCUGAACCACUGCUACAUCGACACUGAGGUAGAAAUGAAGGAGAUAUACUCCAGCAACUACAUGUGGGACUUGUUCGAAAGGUCCUUCCUGCAGGACAUGCAGGCAAUCCUGCAGGACCCAGGUCGAUCGUCGCCCAUACCGGGUGGGUCGAGCAGCAGUGGGGACAACAUCGUGACGGGCGGGGCUGAGCGCCGGCGCGCGUGGGUGGAGUACGUGACGGACGUGCUCAUGCACACCAUAUGCACUUUCUUCAAUUCACCGUUCAGCGACCAAAGCACCACCGUGCAGACCCGACAGUCAAUCUUCGUGAAGCUGCUGCAGACCACAUUCAGCAUUUACCAAUGCCCGUGGCUAACGCCGCCGCAGAAACUCAACGUGGAGAAAUGCAUCCGUACUCUAAGUGAAGUCGCCAAAACGCGGAGCAUAGCGAUCCCCUUAGACCUGGAAGCUAAGAUCCAGACGGUAUUCGAGAAGGCUGCGGCGUUGUCGCGGCAGACCAGCAAGUGGCUGCUGGCUUCCAAGACCUCUAAGCUGGAGAAGAUGGCUUCACAGUCGAAUCUGCAGAACGACAGAUCGGUUAUGGAGGGCCUGCAGGAGAUAGUCGCUUUACUGGAGGAACAACUUCGGCCACUGCUGCAGGCGGAAUUGUCGCUACUGGUCGACAUCUUGUAUAAGCCCCAUCUUCUGUUUACGAGCCCUGGGGAGCUCAGCCAGCCUGACACCAGCGGCAUCUUCAUAUCCAGAUUGAUAAGACACACAGAGAAGCUUCUGGAAGAAAAGGAAGAAAAACUAUGCGUCAAAGUGUUGCGCACUCUGAGAGAAAUGAUGGCGGUCGACCCUGAGUACGGGGAAAAGGGCAACCAGUUACGCAACAAGCUGUUGUCGCAGUACUUCGUUAGCCGGAAGUCCGAGCCCAAGCUGCAACCCCCGCCCCCGGUUGCCGUCACCACCCACGGGCCUGGAGCCAAGGUGUUGAUGCGCACGGGCCAGACUUUGGCGCAGGUACAAGCGCACCUGGACAAGGAGGGUGCCUCCGACUUGGUGGUAGACCUCGUCAUUAAAAGUACGAACAGACCGGCCAUUUUCCUGGAGGCCAUACAGUUAGGUAUCGCUCUCCUAGAAGGUGGUAACCCCAUCAUCCAGCACAGCAUUUUUACGAAACUACAGAAUGGCGAGAUAUCGCAAGCAUUCUUAAAGGUAUUCUACGACAAAAUGCGUGAGGCUCAGCAAGAGAUCCGCUCGAUGGCCGCCAGCAGCACCGCCGCCGCCAGCAGCGACAAGCAGCGGCCCGGCAACGACAAGCAGAAACCACCCGCGGACGGUCGCUCUACGCCCGGCCCCCUAGUGGUGGGCGAAGAGAUGGACGACGAGGUGACCAACGCUUGCGGAUCUGCUGUGCACGCAUACUCGGAUAUACAUACUAUGUCGCAUGGCACGACAGUUCUGGAAGAAAUAAUGGCAGAGAAGAAACGUGAGGCAGGCAGUUCCGACGUGCUCCCCGCCAAAGUGGCCGUGAUGCGACCCAUACUCAGGUUCCUGCAGCUGCUCUGCGAGAACCAUAAUCCGGACUUGCAGAACCUGCUCCGUAACCAGAACAACAAAUCGAACUUUAACCUGGUGUCGGAAACGCUGAUGUUCCUGGACUGCAUCUGCGGCUCCACCACCGGGGGGCUCGGGCUACUGGGGCUCUACAUCAACGAGGGGAAUGUGGCCCUCAUCAAUCAGACGCUGGAGACCCUCACGGAAUACUGCCAAGGACCCUGCCACGAGAACCAGAACUGCAUAGCUACACACGAGAGCAACGGCCUCGACAUAAUCACGGCUUUAAUUCUCAACGAUAUCAACCCACUGGGCAAGACGCGCAUGGAACUCGUGCUAGAGCUCAAGAACAACGCCUCCAAGCUCCUGCUGGCUAUAAUGGAGUCCCGCAAUGACUCGGAGAACAACGCCGAGCGAAUUUUGUACAACAUGAACCCGAAACAGCUAGUGGAUGUUGCCUGCUCUGCCUUCCACCAAGAACACGCAAUGGACGCCGACUCAGAAUCUGAGGACGAAGCGCCCGUACAAGGAGUCUCACCAAAGGAGGUGGGGCACAACAUCUAUAUACUGUGCCACCAGCUGGCGGGGCACAAUAAGGAGCUGGCCGCGCUGGUCAGGGCUCAACCCGCGGGUCCCAAUGCACCCGCCCUGCAGUACUACCGUACUCACACGGCGCAGAUAGAGAUAGUAAGAACGGACCGCAGUAUGGAGCAGAUAGUGUUCCCAAUACCGGAGAUAUGCGAGUAUCUGCCAGCCGACAGUAAGCACAGGGUGCUGCAGAGCGCCGAGCGCGACGACCAGGGCAGCAAGGUGGCCGAUUUCUUCGCCAGGCUGGACAACCUGUUCCACGAGAUGAAGUGGCAGAAGAAGCUCAGAGGGCAACCUUUCCUGUUCUGGGUAUCUUCUUACAUGUCGUUAUGGAGCAAUAUUUUGUUCAACUUCGCCGUUCUUAUCAAUGUUAUUGUCGCCUUCUUUUACCCUUUCCAAGAUGAAAACCCAAAGCUGGGACAGCACCUGUCGCUGGUAGUGUGGUGCGUGUCGGCGCUGGCAGCGGCGCUGGUUACCUGGCUGCCGCGCUCCUCCGGCGUGCGCGCGCUGCUGGCUAGCGGCAUCGUGCGCCUGCUGUACUCCGCCGGGCCCGAGCCUACGCUGUGGGGCCUGGCUAUGCUCACGAUAGUGGUGAAGGGGAUUCACCUCGUGAGCAUAAUGGGCAACCAGGGCACGUUGUCCAAGUCGACGCGGAACGUACUCACCGACCCCGAACUCCUCUACCACUGCGUUUACCUCGUUUUCUGCUUCUUGGGCAUAUGCUGCCACCCGUUCUUCUUUUCCGUCCUUCUGCUAGACAUUGUGUACCGCGAAGAGACGCUAUUGAACGUGAUGCGAUCAGUGACACGCAACGGGCGGUCGAUCCUACUGACGGCCGUACUGGCGCUGGUGCUGGUCUACAUGUUCUCCAUCGUCGGCUACAUGUUCUUCCGGGACCACUUCCUCGUGACCGUCGACCGCCUCGACGACGACGACGACCCCCGCUACGACCUCGACAACUGCAACGACCCCUCCUCGAAGUACCUCCACGACGCGGGGGAGUCGUGCAAGGGCCGGGGCCGCGGGCGGUUCGUGUCAGUGGGCGGGGAGGUCCGCGAGAGGAGCUGCGACUCGCUCAUCAUGUGCAUCGUCACCACGCUCAACCAGGGCCUGCGCAACGGCGGCGGUAUCGGGGACAUACUGCGUGCGCCCGCUAGCUUCGAGCCCCUGUUCGUUGCGCGGGUGGUGUACGACCUACUGUUCUUCUUCGUCGUGAUCAUCAUCGUGCUGAACCUCAUCUUCGGCGUGAUCAUCGACACCUUCGCAGACCUUCGUAGCGAGAAGCAGCAGAAGGAGCUGAUUCUCAAGAACACCUGUUUUAUAUGUGGAUUGAACAGGUCAGCCUUCGACAACAAGACGGUCUCAUUUGAGGAACACAUAAAAAGCGAGCACAACAUGUGGCACUACCUCUACUUCAUGGUCCUGGUGCGGGUCAAGGACCCCACCGAAUUCACCGGGCCAGAGAGCUACGUGCACUCCAUGAUAAAGUCGAACAAUUUAGAUUGGUUCCCGCGCUUACGAGCCCUAUCGUUGAUGGGCGGCGGCGAAGGCGAAGGCGGAGAGCUUGAGCUCAGAAACCUUCAGGCUCAGCUCGAGCGAGCGCAGCGAGCAGUCGCCACGCUCACCGACAUGCUCACCGAGCUACGGGACCAGAUGACUGAACAAAGAAAGCAGAAACAACGCAUCGGAUUACUAAACUCCACCUCUGCGUACCUCCAGAACCUGCAAAUGAACCUCCCGCCGUAA
Molecule: messenger RNA, 8163 nt
Organism: Chilo suppressalis (striped riceborer)
Lineage: Eukaryota; Metazoa; Arthropoda; Insecta; Lepidoptera; Crambidae
Source: the annotation of a GenBank genome assembly